AUGGGAAAUCUGCAAAAGGGCGACAUGCCAUCUCCCCCACUGCCAAAAGUCAGACUCUCCCUGUGGCAUCGCAUCAAUUGCUUCAUCUGGUUGUGGGCUUUCAAAUUCUUUGCCAUUACAUUCUUUGUUGUGCGCAGGUUUCUGUACCCCCUGGGGCCUGCAACUCGACCAGCACUCAUUAAAUACUAUCCAUGCCGAUCGCGUCUCCAGUGCCGAAUCUUUUUCCCGCCAGGUUAUAAGCCUGGGCAGCUUCUUCCUUUGUAUUUCAACAUUCAUGGUGGUGGCUUCGCUUCAUUUGAUGCAGAGCUGGACGAUGGAUUCUCUUCGUCCUGGGCAGCACGAACUGGAAUGAUGGUUGUGAGCCUCAGCUAUCGGAAAGCCCCAUUGUAUCCAUUCCCAACUGCAUCUUACGACAUUCAUGCGCUUGCCACUGCCAUUCUCGCAGAUGAAACUCUACCAAUUGAUCAAGACCGGGUGGUGAUAGGAGGCUUUAGCGCAGGGGGCCAAUUAGCACUUUCAGCGUCGCAGCUUCCUGGCCUGAAGGGCAUCGUCAAGGCUUCUAUCAUCUAUUAUCCUACGGUUGAUUUUAGUAUCCCGCCAGAUGAGAAACUGGCUCUGCGGCCAUAUUCCGACGGACCUACAGAUACUCUUGAGACGACCUCUUGGUGGUUUGACUGGGCCUUUGUUUCCCCGGGUCAAAAUAGACGCGAUCCUUUGCUCAGUCCGUGUUAUGCAAAAAGAGAGGAUCUGCCGCCUUAUAUCUACUGUGUAGGCGCACAAUGGGAUAUGUUGCGGUUUGAGGCUCAGCAAAUGAUUCAUGAGCUUGCUGACUUGGAACAUAAGGAGAACCAAGAUGAACCAUUCGAGACAGAAAAAUAUAAAUGGACUCUUGCCAUGGGGUGUUCACACGGUUUUACGACAACCAUCUUAAGGGAUCCUAAGCGGAUAUCGCUUGAAAUGGCAAGGACUGAAGAAGUUUACAAUGAGGCACAUCAGUGGUUGAUGAAGAAAACAUUGGCAUAA
Molecule: messenger RNA, 1023 nt
Organism: Penicillium nucicola
Lineage: Eukaryota; Fungi; Ascomycota; Eurotiomycetes; Eurotiales; Aspergillaceae
Product: alpha/beta hydrolase fold protein
Exons: 1
Coding region: 1-1023 (340 amino acids)
Molecular function (GO): hydrolase activity
Source: RefSeq, a predicted model, not a curated record